AUGUUACGCCAUUUUCUAGAUCUAGAUAUUUUUUCACUGACGAUAACCAUUUUAUUAUUUUUGAUUUUUUGGAAAUUUUUUCAAAAUGAUAAAAAAACUUUGCACAUCAAUAAACUUCCCGGUCCGUUGGCUUUACCCAUUUUUGGAAACAUCAUCGAAGUCCUUCAACCAAAAGAUAAAUUUUUGGAAAAUUCUAUGAAGAGAAGGAAAAAAUUUGGGCCCAUUUUUAAAAUGUGGUUCGGAAGAAAUCCAUCAGUAUUUUUAUCGAGAGCAAAAGAAAUCGAAGUAGUGAUAAAAGGUACGAAACAUAUGGAAAAAUCAUUCGUUUAUAAAUUUGUUCAGCCCUGGUUAGGUACAGGACUUUUAACUGCUCAUGGAAAAAAAUGGGCAUCGCACCGGAAACUCAUAACUCCAUCCUUUCAUUUUACCGUUUUGCAAAGUUUCAUUGAAAUUUUCCAAGAAAAUUCAAAUAUAUUAAUUAAUAAAUUAAAUAAAAUGGCUGACACGAAUGAAGUAAUCGACAUUUAUCAAUAUAUAACAUUAUGUUUAUUAGAUAUUAUUUGCGAAACAGCCAUGGGUACAAAAGUCAACGCACAAUCUGAUAGUCAAAGCGAAUACGUUAAAUCUGUUUACAGACUUUCCGCGCUGGUAGUCGAAAGAACAGGAAGAGUUUGGCUUCAUCCUGAUUUUAUUUAUAAUUUAACGAGUCACGGAAAAGAAAAUAGAAAACAUCUCGACAUUGUUCACAGUUUCACAGAUCGCGUGAUACAAAAAAGAAAAUUAUCAUUCGAAAAUGAAUCCUCGAAAAAUUUCGAUUCUCCGGAUAGAAAGAAACUUUCAUUUUUGGAUCUUUUGUUAAAAGCAUCCAUGAACGAAGCAUCCACACCUUUAACCGAUAUGGAACUUCGUGAAGAAGUUGAUACUUUUAUGUUCGAGGGACACGACACGACAGCAGCCGGUGUAAAUUGGGCAAUUUUAAUGUUGAGCCAUCAUCCGGAAAUACAAGAAAAAGUUUACGAAGAAGUAAAAACGAUUUUUGAAAAUAAACAAGAAGAAAAUUUAACGUUAGGAGAUUUAUCGGAAAUGAAACUUUUGGAUAGAGUAAUUAAAGAAACCUUAAGAUUGUGUCCUAGUGUUACUAGCAUAGGUAGAAUAGCAGAAGAGGAUAUUCACUUAGGGGAGUAUACCAUACCAAAAGGAGCCAACACCGUUAUUAAUAUUUAUGCAUUACAUCGAGACCCAACAGUAUUUCCCGAUCCUGAUGUAUUUGAUCCCGAUAGAUUUUUACCGGAAAAUAUGUCAGGAAGGCAUCCUUUUGCAUAUAUUCCAUUCAGUGCUGGACCAAGAAAUUGCAUAGAGAAAUUUAAAUGA
Molecule: messenger RNA, 1371 nt
Organism: Pediculus humanus corporis (human body louse)
Lineage: Eukaryota; Metazoa; Arthropoda; Insecta; Psocodea; Pediculidae
Product: cytochrome P-450, putative
Exons: 9
Coding region: 1-1371 (456 amino acids)
Molecular function (GO): oxidoreductase activity, acting on paired donors, with incorporation or reduction of molecular oxygen; heme binding; monooxygenase activity
Source: RefSeq, a predicted model, not a curated record